Molecule: messenger RNA, 4099 nt
Organism: Limanda limanda (common dab)
Lineage: Eukaryota; Metazoa; Chordata; Actinopteri; Pleuronectiformes; Pleuronectidae
Product: verrucotoxin subunit beta-like
Exons: 3
Coding region: 46-3054 (1002 amino acids)
Molecular function (GO): protein binding
Source: RefSeq, a predicted model, not a curated record
GGCUGCAGUCACACUCUCCAUCACUUCCUGACCAGCGGCUGAGCGAUGGACUCCGGCGGGUUGAUGGCGGUGGCGGCGCUCGGUCGGCCUUUCUCCCUGGGGAUGCUGUACGACUGUCGCAGAGAUCGUCUAGUGCCUGGAAUAACAUUGUGGGACCGCGAUGACCUGAAAAAAGAUAUUGGAGAAAGACCCCAGAACUCUAAUGAUUUUGAGACAGUUGCAUCUGAAUCAAUUGAGGAUAAAUCUUCAGCUCUAAAGGUUGAAGCUUCUCUGAAAGCAAGUUUCUUGGGUGGACUGGUUGAGGUGGGGGGAUCCGCCAAAUACCUGAAAGAUCACAAGACAUCCAGAAAUCAGGCCAGAGUAACACUGAAGUAUCAAACUACCACUAAGUUCCAGGAACUGUCCAUGGACCAUCUCGGAAGAGGCAACGUGAAACAUCCGUAUGUUUUUGACAAAGGAAUAGCAACACAUGUAGUCACAGGUAUUCUUUAUGGAGCACAAGCCUUCUUUGUGUUUGAUCGUGAGAUGUCAAAAGGAGAAGAUCUUCAGGACAUUGAAGGCAACUUGAAAGUGAUGAUCAAGAAGAUCCCAGGCAUCUCUAUAGAGGGAGAAGGUUCCCUGAACAUGGAAGACAAAGAUAAGGCAAAUGAUGAGAAGUUUUCUUGCAAAUUCCACGGAGACUUUUCUCUUGAAAAGAAUCCUGUGUCCUUUCAGGAUGCUGUACAGGUCUAUCAAAGCCUGCCAACACUACUGGGACCCAAUGGGGAAAAAGCAGUUCCAGUGAAAGUCUGGCUGUUGCCAUUGACAAUCUUAGAUUCUACUGCUGCUCAACUUGUUCGUCAGAUAAGUGUAGGAUUAGUUCAGGAAGCACAGACAGUCCUGGAGGACUUCAGUGAGCUGGAGAUGAGGUGCAACGAUGCCAUGAGAACAACAACAGCACAGCAGUUUCCUCAGAUUGGCAAAAAAAUUAAAAGUUUUAAAGAAAUGUGCUCUGUGUUCAAACUAGAAUUCCAACGAGAUUUAUCAGUGAAACUUCCAUCUAUACGAGGAGGAGGCGAAGAGGAGGCUGUGCUUGCAGAGAUACUGAUGAAGAGACAUUCAUCUCCGUUCAACAGCAGAAACCUGACUGAGUGGAUGGACUGUAAAGAGAGAGAAAUCGACACCUUAAGAUCUUUCACCGACACAAUGAAAAACACAAAGAUUGUUCCAUCUCAAAAUCAUCUGUACAAGGAAACUCUCAAUACAAAGCAUGCUGUGUGUUUUGUUUUCACCUCACUGGGAGAUGCUGAGUCGUUCCUCUCAGCUUCAUCAAACUAUUCACCAUCAGAACCAACCAAACCAGACCAGACUCAAGGUCAACAGCAGUGGUUCACCUCACAAGACAUCGCACAUAAAAUGAGGAAACAAGCAAAGCUCUUCAGUGAUUUUGCAGAGGCCAACAAGGAGAACAUGAACAUAAAGUUCCUCAUGGUGGGUUUGACAAAUGAGAUACAAAAAGGUUCCAGCAUCUACCUUUAUAAAGACGGCUUCUCCGUAAAUGAGAACUUUGAACCACCUUCAAAGCCUGAAAGUGUGAAAGCAAGUGACAUAAACCACAACAGUGUGACCCUGAAGAUCUCUCCACCCAGAUUUGGAGCCGAGAACAUCACCUCCUACUCUGUUGAGUACUGUGUCCAUGGAGAGGAUGGAUGGCAACAGAAGACGGCGUCAAAGGAUGGAGACGUCACAGCGAGCGACCUGAGUCCUAACACAGAGUAUGUGUUCAGAUGCAGAGCUGUCACCUCAGUAGGUGUUGGACCAGUCAACGAGGUCAGUGGAACCAUUAGAACUCUGCCCUGCAGCCCUCCUGGAGAACCUCGAGUUGAACCAAACUCAAGUGAGAUAACCGUUAGCUGGCAGAGACCUGCUGAGCUUGGACAAGAUGUCCACGUUCUGAGCUACAUCGUGGAGUACGCCCAAGCAGACAAAGUGGGGAAAGCAGAAGAUCUCCAGUGGAACCGAACAAUGUCCAAAGCUGAAGAGGUGAUCAUAUCAGAGCUUCAGUCAGAGACAGAGUAUGUUGUCAGGGUCACAUGUGACUGUGGUGGAGCUGGCAGAAGCAAGAACAGCAUCUCUGUGAACGUCUGCACAAAGAAUGUUAAACCUCUCACAGAAUUCCUCACUCGUACGAGCGUAAAAAUAAGUUCUGAGCCCCUGUCAGUUUACAAACUGUCACUGGAUGAAAAAAAUACUUAUACACGAGGCUACCAGAUGUUUAACUUUGGCAAAAAAAGCAUGAAGAGAAAUCGCACCAUGGUUCUUUUUGGAGCGUCUGGAUCAGAAAAGUCCACUUUGAUAAAUGGAAUGAUCAACUACAUUGUAGGUGUAAAGUGGGACGACAAUUUCAGAUUUAAAUUAAUAGUCAAGAAUCAGUCAAGAUCAGAAGCUGAAAGCCAGACGCCUCAAGUCACUGUGUACAAACUGAACCACCAGGAGGGGUUUAAAAUCCCCUUCUCUCUGACUAUUGUGCAUAUUCCAGAAGAAAUAGGAGACAUAGAAAGAGACAAGAAGAUCGUAGAGCAGCUUCGUAAUCUCUUCUCUGCUGAGGAGGAUGGUGUCAGUGAAAUCGAUGCUGUGUGUUUCGUAGCUCAGGCUUCUUUAGCACGACUCACACCAAGACAGACACACAUGUUUGACUCAGUGCUCUCCAUCUUCGGCAAAGACGUGGCAGAAAACAUCCAGAUUCUGGUGACAUUUGCAGACGGCCAACAUUUAUCAGUUCUGGAGGCGAUCAACGCUGCGAAUGUCCCGUGUCCGAAAACAACAGAAGGACUGCCGGUUCACUUCAAGUUCAAUAACUCAGCGUUGUUUGCCCAAAACAAAUCGUGUGCAGCAGAGAGCGCGAGGGAGGAAGAUGACGAGGGAGACUUCGAUGAGAUGUUUUGGAACAUGGGGAUAGAAAGCUUGAUGAAAUUUUUCACUGAUUUGAAUGGAAUGCCGACCAAAAACUUGACCAAGACAAUUCUUCGAAACAUAUGGAAAAGCCAAUUUUGGGAUCCAUUGCAGAGAACAUAGACUUGCUCAUAGAAGCAGAGAAAUCUACAGCCAAGCUGAGAUGGAGGCAACAGGUCCAGAACAUGAGAGACCUGAAAGAGAAAUAUCACUAUUACUGAUAUUGUGCCCCCUAGUGUUCACUGCAAGUGCAUUACACAUAGUCUCGUGGUCCUCCAGGCUCUCAACCACAUGUAUCAACCAAUGUGCACACGCUCUGUGUGAUGCAGCUAUCCACAUGUUAGCCAAAAGUGCCGAUUAACUUUUGAUGCACUUAUUGUAAGUCGCUUUGGAUAAAAGUGUCAGGUAAAUGAAAUGUAUUGUAAUAUGCUAACUUCCGAUAUCACACAAUGCAUAUGUCUGUCCAAAAUCCGAUGUAGAGAUUCAAAUUGUCAACCACUUCCUCUUUAACAUUAAAAUUUGAUCCUAGUGAAGAUGUUUUAAUUUUAAAGUAUAAAUGCACCUGGACACAGUUAAGCUAGCAGAUGAAAUUAAGCUAGCAGGGUAACGUUCCCGGGUUAAACAAAUGUUCCCAUCGUACCUCACGGUCUCAUCAUAGCUAAUAUGCUAAAUAUGUUCUUUAACCUUGAAACUCGGUCGCAUGUCGCUAUAGAUUCAAACUGUCUGUUGUCUCUUUAAUUAGUGAAAUAAAUGAUUCGUCAGAUUCCCUGAGUUUACAGCUGGAUCCCGGCACCGACUUUAUUCUGUUGAACCGCGUCUGAACUUCCCACCGCGACAAUGUCAUCCAGGCAAAAUGGCCGCCAUGUGUGAAUGACAUGAAGUGGAUCAAAAUGAACAAAUACUCUGGAUUCUAAAGUGAAGCCAAUGUGAAAGUGUCUGAAAAUCGGAUCUAUAAAGUAUCUGUCUCUCUCGCUGUCCAUCCGACCAAUCAGCUCGUUGCUCCUUCACUGCUAAACACUCAUCAGCAUCACGACUGAUUCCUGUCCUGGCUCCUGAACGCUGGAACCAGCUCCACAUCCACAUCCGGACAUCAGAGAGUUUACACAUCUUCUGCCGCAAACUAAAAACAAAGCUCAUCUGACUUUACCUUCAAUAACAUUUUAAAACU